AUGGCACUUGAGACUUUGCUACUCAAGGUAAAGACAGCCAUAUCCCACAGCUUCGACGCUGUGCGGACCUCAACCCACCCGCACCCAAACAAACCCAUACGCAAAUCAAACGUCGGCGUUUUGGCCUUCGAGAUCGCCGGCCUCAUGUCCAAGCUCAUCCACCUCUGGCAGGCCCUCUCCGACAAGAACAUGAUCCGCCUCCACAACGACUCCAUCUCCCUCGAAGGUGUUCGCAAAAUUGUCUCGAACGACGACGCUUUCCUCCUCUCCCUCGCCUGCGCCGAGCUCGUCGAGAAUCUCCGCCUCCUCGCCACCGCCAUCUCCAGCCUAAGCACCAAAUGCCAGGACCCCAACCUUCGAGCCUUCCACCGCCUCUUCCUCGACUUCGCCGACUCGGGUCGCGAUCCGUACAAUUGGGUAAUCGGGUUUAAGGAAAUGGAUACUAAAAACGUCAAGAAACUCGAGAGGUACGUCACCGUGACGUCCACUCUGUACAGAGAGAUGGACGAGCUUUCUGUGCUCGAAAGCGGGCUGAGCAAAGCUUGGAAAUACAAUGAGUGCGAGACCAAUCAAUCGUCGUCUUCGAUGAGCAGCAAAGAGCAGAAGAUCGUCGAUCUCCAGCAGAAGAUCGUGUGGCAGAGGCAAGAGGUGAAGUAUUUAAAGGACAGAUCUUUGUGGAGCCGAAGCUUCGAUACGGUCACUUGGGUUCUUGCGAGGUCCAUUUUCGCUGUUCUUGCGAGGACAAAGCUUGUUUUCGGCAUAGGACAAUGCCCGCCUUCAUCUUUGCCUCGCAGUCUUUCAGCUUCCGCUACCGUCUACCCAUCUGAUCAGACGACGUGUCGUUUCGUGUCCGGGCCAUUGAAGCCCGCAAAAUCUCAUCAUCAACAAGAGAAUGUUAUUGACAAUCUCAAAGAUUUGGAAAAUAUUGGGUUUUUCGAGUCCAACUCGAAGCUCCUAAAGCCUCCACCAAGGACGAUUUGUAUUCGAUGCUACCGAGUAGUAUCCGAUCGUCGUUGA
Molecule: messenger RNA, 1017 nt
Organism: Prunus armeniaca (apricot)
Lineage: Eukaryota; Viridiplantae; Streptophyta; Magnoliopsida; Rosales; Rosaceae
Source: the annotation of a GenBank genome assembly